AUGAGAUCUGUGUUGUUGGCCCUCUGUUUCAUCUGCUCAUUGCCAGCAGUCUUUUCUGCUACUUCUACAGACACAGCGUCCGCUGCAUUUUACUCCAGCUCUAGUAGUUGUGAUUCUCAACAAUGUUUGGACGCUGUCAAUGCUCAGCAACAGUGUACACCUGAAGGUAGCGAUAAUUCUGAGUCAGUAGAACCGCAAGUAAUUGCCUGUUUAUGUCUUUUGGGUGUUGAAGAAUAUUGGGAUAAGCUUGCAGCCUGUACUUGUGAUAGCGAAGGAGAACCAAAGAGUGGGCAAGAAUUAAAAGUCUUUUAUUGCAAUGAACUGGAAGCUUCUGGCCUUGCCUCUGCUACUCAUCCUUCUGAUCCAAUUUCAAGUACAGAGUCUUUUCUCAACAGCGAGCCUACUGAUGGGACCUUGGUUGGGCUAAUAGCUCAUGCUGACAGUGCUCUAACUAAUACGGGAACUUUGACAUUGACUGAAUUACCAUUGGAAAGUAUUUUGAUUGAAUUGCCUCAAACAGAUCCAUCGAGCUCUAUGGAUGCCUCUUCAGUUAUAGAGUUGGUUCAUUUGUCGUCUUUGCCGGCUUCAUCUAUCACGUCUAGGUCUGAACAUACGUCUUCUUCCACCCCUACCAGAUCUAGUUCUGAGCAUACGUCCUCGACAUCCGUCACAGCAUUUAGUAGCGAAACGACUAGCUCUACUACCAGUGGUAAUAAAGGAAGCAGAUUAGUAGUAGCUUCUCCCAUUUGUAUCUUAGCACUACUUUUCAUGUAA
Scheffersomyces stipitis CBS 6054 is the source of this 774-nucleotide messenger RNA. RefSeq lists its product as uncharacterized. The transcript has a single exon. The record is from RefSeq and is a predicted model, not a curated record. Bases 1 to 774 code for a protein of 257 amino acids. Lineage: Eukaryota; Fungi; Ascomycota; Pichiomycetes; Serinales; Debaryomycetaceae.